Molecule: messenger RNA, 1665 nt
Organism: Spodoptera littoralis (African cotton leafworm)
Lineage: Eukaryota; Metazoa; Arthropoda; Insecta; Lepidoptera; Noctuidae
Source: the annotation of a GenBank genome assembly
AUGAAGUAUGUGACUUUCAUUCUAGUUUUGUGCGUAAUAAGUGUAUUUGGUAGAGUAGCUGAAGUUAAAAAAGAUGAAUUAAAUAAUUUAAUAAUAGAUGAGAAACCAGUAAAAACCCAACAAAGUAUUGUAAACAAUACGGUUGAGGUGAAUAUUGUGAAUAAUAAUACCGAUAACAAGGUUCACGAGAAACCGAUUGAUGAAAACACGAAUGUUACGAAGAAAACGUGCGACACACGAGUCGAAGAUAACCUACUAGAUGCCAAUCAUACUAAUACAAAUACUACAAGUAGUAAUAAACCUUGUGAACCAGAAGCUAGAGUUGAUAAUGGAACAGCGCUGAUAUUAACUCCUUACCUGAAGGAAGGUAAAGCGAGGGAGGCGAAAAGGGCUGCUAGAGUGGAUUCGAAACUUUUCUUGGGAUUCAAGAGUUACUCUGGCUUCCUAACGGUGAACGAAACAUAUAAUUCGAACAUUUUCUUCUGGUACUUCCCGGUGUUGAAUAAGCCAGUGAACGAGAGCCCAUGGAUCAUCUGGCUCCAAGGAGGGCCAGGAGCCUCCAGCUUGACUGGACUUUUCGAUGAAAUUGGACCGUUUACCGUAGUGAACUCAACUUUGAAACGGAACCCUCACACAUGGCUGCACAACCAUUCCCUGCUGUUCAUCGACAAUCCCGUCGGCACUGGCUACAGCUUUACUGAACAUAACGAGGGAUUCACUACGAAUAUGGCUACGUACUCAAACCAUCUCUUCAUUGCUCUGAAGCAGUUUUUGCAAAUAUUCCCUGAACUAAAGACGGUACCGUUGUACUUAGCCGGUGAAUCUUAUGCUGGGAAAUACGUUCCUGCUAUGGCGAUGGAAAUACACAAACGAAAGGAAAAACUAGAGUCUGAAAUCAAUCUACAGGGUCUUAUAAUUGGCAACGCAUACGUGGAUCCUGAGGUGAUAUCCCAUAUCGCUUUGCCUUUCCACUACUUCGGUCUACUGGAGAAAGAGCAGCUUGAGAUGGUGAAGCCUCUGAUCGACGCGUUCCAGGAGUCAAUCAGGAACAACAACAGCAUUGAAGCUAAAAAUAAAUGGAAUAGUCUAGUAUCAGUUCUCCUCUUCAUAUCCAGCCAGAAGCACGGUUACAACUUCCUCCGUGACGACCUCCUUGUCGGGAAGUAUGUCAGCUUUCUGAAGACUACACCUGUAAAGAGAGCUAUCCACGUUGGUGACAUCAACUUCGAAUGGGUUAACAUGACUGUAAACGUGAAUUUGGCACCAGACUUCUUGAGCUCCACUAAACCUAUGUUUGAAAGACUUUUGGAACAUUAUCGAGUGCUUGCUUAUUGCGGCCAGUUGGACCAGAUGCUGCCCUGUGUGUUUACAUCAGAGAACUAUCGCACUUGGAAGUGGAGCGGUUCCGAAGAGUUUCUCAACGCCACCAGGUUCCCCUAUAUCUUCAAUAACAGACUCGCUGGGUAUCACAAAACUGGUGGUCGUUUAACUGAGGUCGUAUUCCGAGGGGCUGGUCAUAUGGUGCCGUUAGACAAACCAGCUCCUGCAGAGAACUUGGUGGCUCGGUGGACACACAGCAAACCGCUCAGCCGUCGAUACGGACUGCUCGAAGGAUCGUACAUCCAAGAAUACAUCAGGAACAACACCAUAUUCCACUACCUCUGA